AUGAUGCCAAAUCCAACGGAAGAUAUGUGGAUAUCUAUUUCCAAUGACUACAAUACAAUUUGGAACUUCCAAAAUUGCGUAGGCGCUUUGGAUGGCAAACAUGUCAACAUUCAAGCUCUUCCAAAUAGUGGGUCGUUGUACUUUAAUUACAAGAAAACGUUCUCGGUAGUCUUAAUGGCUCUUGUUGAUGCUAAGUACAAUUUUAUUGCAGUUGACGUUGGUGCAUACGGAAAAAGUAGCGAUGGGGGAAUUUUUACACAUUCUAAUUUAGGUAAAGCUAUUGAACAAGAUAAACUACGAAUACCACGAAGUGUAAAGUUACCUAACACAUCUAUUGAAGUUCCAUAUGUUAUUGUAGGGGACGAAGCAUUCCCAUUAAAAACAUAUUUAAUGCGACCCUACCCACGACAAGAUCUAAACAUAUUUUCAAUUACCGUUUAA
Messenger RNA from Metopolophium dirhodum (rose-grain aphid), 441 nucleotides. RefSeq lists its product as uncharacterized. The coding region runs from base 1 to 441 and encodes 146 amino acids. The record is from RefSeq and is a predicted model, not a curated record. The transcript has a single exon. NCBI's taxonomy places the organism in Eukaryota, Metazoa, Arthropoda, Insecta, Hemiptera, Aphididae.